UUUUGGAAGGUCUCCAGGAUGAACCGCGGCCUGUGGGGACUUGUCCUCGCAACGGGGUGUGUCUGGAGUCUAUACCACUGAUUCCAGUCAUUCUCGAACUGCUCAAUCGACUUGUUCUCGCCUUCCACGACCCUCCCGCUGUGUUAGCUUUUCAUUAGCUAUGGAUACUCCCUCUGAUCUCCCCCAGCCACCUCAGAUCUUGCUUGAUUCUCUCUUCGCAUCUUCCAGCGACUUGCCUGGGAUUUCUUUGUAUACAGGAGAUGACGCCGUCAAGAUUCCUACUCCAAUUCUCUCCGACGAUUCUAGACCAUAUGUCACACUCACUUUUGCUCAGUCCCUGGACGCCAAGAUUGCAGGAAAAGACGGCAAACAGCUGGCCUUGAGCGGCAAGGAAAGCCUCAUCAUGACACACUGGAUGAGAACGAUGCACGAUGCUAUCAUGGUCGGGAUCGGUACGGCGCUCAAUGACAAUCCUCAGUUGAACACCCGGCAUGUUCCGUCUCUUCCCGAAGGACACCUUCACAAGUAUCAUCUUCCGCGCCCAGUCAUUCUGGAUGCGGAUCUGCGUCUUUUCCCCAAGUGCAAGCUCCUGAACAAUUUUGCGGAGGGCCAAGGAAGGAGGCCUUGGGUUAUUGCCGUCCCUCCGACAAAAAACUGUGCCGACUGGGGAGUUCGGAAGCACGAUCUAGAGAUCGCGGGCGCGAGAAUCAUAGAAGUAGAUGGCGACAACGGUCGGGUAUCCCUCCCAUCAAUGCUGAAAACGUUGAGAAAGCUCGGCAUCAGGUCGCUCAUGGUCGAAGGCGGCGCCCGUGUCAUACAGUCCUUCCUCGCCUCAACAGAGAAGACGCCGCUGGUUGAGACAGCGAUCAUUACCGUUGCACCAGUCUUCGUUGGAGACGAGGGUGUAGGUUAUGGCCAAAGCCUGUCAGGGACCCCAGUUGGAAAGCUUCAGCAUACCCAGACUAUACUAUUUGGCCGUGAUGUUGUUUUUUCACUGAAAUCUACUUAGUAAGAAUGUAGACGGAUCCCGCGUCCUGCGUUAUCAUCUAUCCUUAUAC
Molecule: messenger RNA, 1058 nt
Organism: Phanerochaete carnosa HHB-10118-sp
Lineage: Eukaryota; Fungi; Basidiomycota; Agaricomycetes; Polyporales; Phanerochaetaceae
Exons: 5
Coding region: 161-1009 (282 amino acids)
Biological process (GO): riboflavin biosynthetic process
Molecular function (GO): 5-amino-6-(5-phosphoribosylamino)uracil reductase activity
Source: RefSeq, a predicted model, not a curated record